AUGUCGGGUCUGCAACUGCACACCGCUGCACCUAUCAAAUCACCUUCUACGAUCAAAACGACCUUACCAUCGUUUGAUGAUCUCCUCAAAUCGUUGGAAGAGCCUUCCACGGCUACUUCACAUCACAUACAAAAUCCACACCACGUCCAUCCUCACCAUGUACAUCACCAACAUAUGGUACAUCCUCCCUAUCCUCACCAUCACCAUCAGCACCAUCAUCAUUACCGACCACCUUCCACACCACCCACACCAAGAUUAUCCUUGUCCGGUUCCUCAUCUUCCGAUGAAGAUCACAUUCACUCUGCAACCUCAUCAAGGUCGUCCUCCCGACUUGGCGGUAGAAAGAGGCGAUCUAACAGUCUUCCAUCGAUCUCACGAACUCAUAUGAAAUCUCCUUUCAGGGAAUUGAGCAUUUUGCCUCAUUCGAUAGAACAUCACACGAAUCGAAUACAGAAACUCAAAGAAGGUGAUGGUGAAUGGGCACCAUACUCUCUCAAUGCAGUGGCUCCAUCUUCUUUGCCAUAUCACGCACGACCACAUUACCUCCCGCGAUUUUCGACCGGAUCGAUUCCCCAUGCUCCAGCUCUAGCUCCUGACACCUACGCCUACACCUCCAAGAACAAUAGCGAUACCGUCCAUACCGCCUAUGAGCAUACAUCGAAGAUCGAUGAGCGGGAGCAUUUCACACUCACCACUCAGCACAAGCGAACCUAUGACUCCAUCUUCCAUCUCGAUUCCAUACAUGAACAACCCCAUGAACCGAUCGCCAAACGUCAGUGCAACCCCAACGAAAGGUUAUGGCACUUCAUCGGUGAAAAAGGAUGUCAAUUACACUAUUCCCACCAACAUGGAUAUCGACCUGAACAUGGACAUGGACAUGUAGCGUCACAGCAAUUACAGCAGAAACAACAAGAUUCGAUAGUGGCUGAAGCUAUAUUGAUGCAUAUGAUGAGAGUUGGAGAUAAGAGGGCUUGGAGUAUGAUGUGA
Kwoniella botswanensis is the source of this 987-nucleotide messenger RNA. RefSeq lists its product as uncharacterized. The coding region runs from base 1 to 987 and encodes 328 amino acids. The record is from RefSeq and is a predicted model, not a curated record. The transcript has 3 exons. NCBI's taxonomy places the organism in Eukaryota, Fungi, Basidiomycota, Tremellomycetes, Tremellales, Cryptococcaceae.